This is a messenger RNA of Salvia miltiorrhiza (redroot sage), 840 nucleotides long. RefSeq lists its product as uncharacterized. Bases 145 to 633 code for a protein of 162 amino acids. Lineage: Eukaryota; Viridiplantae; Streptophyta; Magnoliopsida; Lamiales; Lamiaceae. The transcript has 5 exons. The record is from RefSeq and is a predicted model, not a curated record.
CACGUUAAAGGCCAAAGAAAUAAUGUUUGAAUCAAAAACGGAAAAAACCCACAAACUAGAGCUACCAUAAUAUCCGCUCUCUCUCUCACAAACCUAAUCUUCCUCCCUCGAUCGCCUCUCUCUCCCUUUCCCCAACCUCAAGCAAUGGCAGGCGAAUCAAAAGAUAGCGAUUAUCAUAUUAUUGACAAAACCUCUUCUUGUGAUGGUUAUGAGAUCAAGACGUCGGGAAUUAUAAUUGAUUACGACGGAUUUAUGUGGGUCGCCGGGAAGAAUAUCACCUCAGCUGGACUGGUACAAAGCCCCGACAAGUGUAUAAUCAUGACCCCCGCAUUAGUUCAGAGGACCACUAUGGAGCGUAUCAAGAAGGGUGCCGUCGCAGAAGACAUGGCUCAACAGAUGAAAGCGUUGUGCUCCCGAUUUUAUGAUGACUUGUUGAAAGCUGGUUUUGACCCUGCACUAUAUCAACAUUUAUUUGGGCCCGACGCAUAUUUGUCUCGACCUAGACCUUCUGCUGCAACAUCAUCCGUCAAGCCAAGGGAAUAUCACUCUGAUAUGGACCAAGAUCAAGCUCCUGCAACAUCAUCGGAUUGUUGUUCUUUAUGCAGGGAGGUGAACAAUAGCAUGGUUAUCUAAUGUUUUGUGGGAUUUCAUAUACUAGCUGUUUUUUUUUGAUAAAUUAUGUAAGUAAAUUAAGACUCAAGUCUUGAGUAUUAACUACUGCUAGACCAACACACGCACAUAUAUUAGCUAUUUAAACUCUAGCUGUGGUUAGCAGGAUUAUCUAAUGUUUUGUGGCAUUUCAUAUACUAGCUACUUAAUUUGGAUAUUUGUGUUGUAUUA